This is a messenger RNA of Amblyraja radiata (thorny skate), 2717 nucleotides long. RefSeq names its product phosphatidylglycerophosphate synthase 1 (gene pgs1). The transcript is spliced from 10 exons. Gene Ontology annotation, biological process: cardiolipin biosynthetic process. The record is from RefSeq and is a predicted model, not a curated record. Gene Ontology annotation, cellular component: mitochondrion. Gene Ontology annotation, molecular function: CDP-diacylglycerol-glycerol-3-phosphate 3-phosphatidyltransferase activity. NCBI's taxonomy places the organism in Eukaryota, Metazoa, Chordata, Chondrichthyes, Rajiformes, Rajidae. Bases 313 to 1941 code for a protein of 542 amino acids.
GGGCAAAGUAUAGUUUGCAAUAUUCAGGGUUUAGGAAAAAUGCGCAGUUUGCAAACUAAUGGAGGGAUGGGGAAGCUGUAGUUUGCAGCAAGCAACGUUUAUGAAUAAUGCACAAUUUGCACACACAUGGGGAGGAGGGGGUGAACUGCAGUGUGUAGUUUGCAGUGUGUAUGAAUAAUGUGCAGUUUGCACACACACGGGGAGGCGGAGGUGAAGUGCAGGGUGUAGUUUGCAGCGAUAUCUUUGGUUUGCAGGAUUCGGGGAUGUCCCGGGCCGGCCCAGCCCAGGGUUCCUGGCGCUGCGGGUGCGGCGAUGGCGGCGGCCGCGGUCCACAGGCUGCUCGUGUCCCGGCUGCAGCGUCUCGCCGCCGGCCUGGCCAGGAGCAGGGCGGCGCUCGGUAAACGGGAGCGGAGGUCUUCAUAUCUCCUGUUGGCUCCAUUACUGGCUCAAACCAAGGCACGUGCUGAUCUGCCCCCUCCACCUUGUGUUUCCACGCACAAUAUUCAGCGCUUCCAAUGGAUUGGAGAAUUUGUUCCAGCUUUCCGAAUCUCAGGCAGUCAAGUGAAUGUUCUAAGUUCCCCGGCAGAAUUCUACGAUACUUUGAAGCAGGAACACAUCAUGACGGCAAAGAAGAGAAUAGUUUUGGCUUCCUUGUACCUUGGGACAGGACCAUUGGAACAGGAGUUGGUUGAUUGUAUUGAGGAAACACUGCAAAGAUCGCAGGACGAAACCACAAUAUCAGAUCUUAGAGUUGCUGUCCUACUCGACUGCACAAGAGGGUCUAGAGGCAAAAAGAACUCUCGGACUAUGCUGAUUCCAUUGCUGAAGAAGUUUCCAAAUCAAGUGCGUAUCUCUCUAUAUCACACCCCCGAUCUCCGCGGUAUUCUCAAACUCCUUGUUCCAGAGCGGUUCAAUGAGACAAUUGGCCUACAACACAUCAAAAUCUACCUCUUUGACAAUAAUGUUAUUAUUAGUGGAGCAAAUCUCAGUGACUCCUACUUUACAAAUCGCCAGGAUCGUUACGUUUUACUCCGUGACUGCCAUGAGCUAGCAGAUUUCUUUGAGGAGCUGGUCAAUGCCGUCAGCGAUAUCUCACUACAGUUGGAGCAGGACGACACAGCAGAGGUGAAACUAGGGAUGGUCCAUCCAUUUACAGGCAGUCGAAGAGAUUUCUGUGCGGCAGCAAACAAGAGGAUCAUGUCUGUGGUGCACGAGGCAAGACGCAAGCAGCAACUCGCAAACCAACUAAUGGGCUUGGCCGAGAGUCCUUCUGGGGAAGAGUCGCCUCUUGAUAGAAACGUGAGGCAGGCAGACACGUGGAUUUACCCACUGAUACAAAUGAAGCCUUUCCAAAUAGAAAUAGAUGAGCAAGUGACUGAGGUUUUGAUGACCGAAGCUGAUGAGGAUUCCAGGAUAUACUUGACUUCAGGUUACUUCAACCUCACUCAAGCCUACAUGGAUCUGAUUUUGGGAACCAGCGCAGACUACCAGAUAUUGUUAGCCUCACCGGAGGUGAAUGGGUUCCUCGGUGCUAAGGGUGUGGCAGGGGCCAUUCCCUCAGCCUAUGUUUACAUUGCCAGGCAGUUUUACAGCAGGGUGUGUCAGGGUGGACUGCAAGAUAGAAUAAUGUUACACGAAUACUUCAGGAAAGGGUGGACUUUCCAUGCAAAAGGUCUGUGGUAUUACUUGUCAGGAAGCAAGUGGCCUUGUCUAACUUUAAUUGGCUCUCCUAACUUUGGAUAUAGAUCAGUGCACAGAGACCUGGAGGCUCAGCUAGUAAUUGUGACAGAAAAUUGCAACCUACAACAGCAGUUACACCAGGAAAAAGAGCAUUUGUACCGUUUAUCAAGUGAAGUUUUGACUACUACAUUUGACCAACCAAAUAGACACGUGAAACUUUGGGUGAAACUGGUAACGCCAUUAAUAAAGAACUUUUUCUAGAAACUAGCGAAGGAUACAGCUGUUAAUAUGAAGAGGAUUCCUGGUUUACAUAUUGAACACUUCAGAAGAAAUUCUUGCAAACAUAUUGAAUGCUGAUGAUAUUAUGGAAAGAACAAAAAGCUAAUGUUGCAACAACUAUUUAAAAGGCAUCUAAAUCGCCUCAGCUCCUCAUAAAUUUCUGUUUGUGCAUUAGAUCCACUGGGAUGAAAUCAAAUUAUCACAAUUAAAUAGUAAUUUGCAGCAAUUAUCAUUUAUUCAAAUAAAGCAGAUAAUUUUUUUUUAAAUCUGUCAUAAACGGAAUCUUCAUUUAAAUUUGUAGUAAAACUGCAACACCUGCAAGGAUCCAUUUUGCUCGUUUCUCUUUUGUUUUUAGAUUAAAAGUCCAGACAUACGUGGGACCUCGGGUGCGGGUUUUAUACACUGGACAUUCGUAAAUGUUUUUUGUUUCUUGACGAUCCACUGGAAUGGCUUUGAUAAAUGCCACUGGCAUCGGUGGCGUAAGUUCCUUCAGUCGUGCAUCAGUAAGGACUCCACUGUUUUUAUCCCAACGUGCACCUUUCGACAUAUAAAUUAUUAUUAGUGAUUUCACUGGAAUAUCUUUUACUGCAAACUUGUAUUUUAUUUACUAAUUGGCAAACAGAAAUAAUGGAAUCUGAAUGAGCCCCUUCCUGAUGGAACAUCUAAGUAAAUUUUGUCAAUUAUAUUUCAUUUUAGCAUCUUGCUAAUUUGGUAAAAGCUAAUAAAAUCCAUCAAAGCUGUUGAAUAAUUUUCUUUUA